GUCAACAGCGAGAAUUUCACAAACAAAAUUUUGAAACACCUACAUCGGCAGGUGCUGAAUCCGCUAGACGCAAUUUGCAAUAAGCCCAGGCGGGAUGCCAUUUGCGUCACACAGUUGAGAAACGCUAAAAAAGUAGACCAAGCGAUACUGCAAGAGCGACCAGACGUCAAAAUUUUCCUGCCAUUUAGGUUCCUGUUUUGGAAACCACAAGAUUUGUUCAAACCGAACACAUAUGGUCGUUACCUGGCUGCAUUGGGAGGAGAUCACGUUCUUAGUUUAGUAGACGAAAUAUCCUUCAACUUCCCCCAGUCUCCGCCGCUAUCUCAAAUCGAAGAUAUUCCCCCAGAUCAGUUCUGUAACGGAGAUAACAGACCCAUCGACUGUCCAGCGGCCUGCAUGUGCACGCAUCAAGUUGACAUACCAUUGAAUGCCAUAGUCGAAGUAGUAUUGGUAGACGAAGUUCAAUCUCCCAACUUAAGUCACCCGUUCCACCUUCACGGCUACGCUUUUAACGUAGUCGGAACGGGAAGAUCGCCGGAUCAGAAUGUGAAGAAAAUCAAUCUCAAACACGCAUUGGAUUUGGAUCGAAGAGGAUUGCUGACGAGACAGUUCAAUUUGCCGCCCUCGAAGGACACCAUUGCGGUUCCCAAUAACGGAUACGUUAUUUUUAGGUUUAGAGCGGAUAACCCAGGAUACUGGUUAUUCCAUUGCCACUUUUUGUUCCACACUGCCAUAGGAAUGGACCUCGUAAUACACGUGGGGACCCAGAAAGAUCUACCGCCCGUACCGCCCAAUUUUCCCCGAUGCGGAAACUUCCUACCUCCAGUUUCGUUACACUGAUAUCGACUGAAAUAACUUUGAGUGAAUGCGCGGUGUAAAAGUGUUUGAGUUAACCAUUUCUGUUGCCGAAUCAAGAUUACAUAUCUGAACGCGAGAUAUAUUCCGUUCCAAAAGGUAUAAAAAACGCGAACUCAACCCAAAAAGAUUAUGAACGUCGUGUCUCCAAAGUUCGAAAGUUAAUUUAUAAAUCGACUUUCUAUUGGGGCAAUCUUUUCUAGAUUGACUGAUAUUUGGGAAACAGCAAAAUCUGUCACCUUCGCGUUUUCUUUUACUAGUAUUUGGGGCCCAACGUAUCUUUGUGUUCAAUUUAUUGGCCUGGCAUAAGGAAUUGGUUGACAUUAUUUAAAUGGAUCCGUUUUAAAAACGGGGAUACUCGAAUAAUACCGUUUAAGCAAAAACCAAUCAAGAAAUAAUAUUAAAAUCUUUAAUAAAGUAUACCUUGUAAUUUGUUCAGCAAUCAUUCUGAUAAAUUAAAACGACCAUCUUUCUAUUAUCUUACUAGUUAAUUUAAUAAUAAUAGUCUACCAAAGUGCCGUUUCACAUUGGCUAUUUUCCAGGAUUUAUGCGACCACAGCUAUAGCGCUUUUGUAUGCAAAUAAUGGUUUUUAAAUAAAUUUCUAAUUCCCCGCAAUGAAAUUACCCCCCCGUUAUUUAUUUAGGUAAAUAGAUGUUAAUUUUCUAUGUACAUAAUAUAUUUAGAGACCUGUACCGGACUUGCAUGGUUCCAACCAUAUUACGUAAAUUUAAACUUUUGAACUCUUAAUAUUUUGAGCAUUGCCCAUCUAGAAUUUAAUUACUAAAAUGUCAAUGUUGUACAAAGGAAGAAAUA
This is a messenger RNA of Cylas formicarius (sweet potato weevil), 1669 nucleotides long. RefSeq lists its product as uncharacterized. The annotation marks the transcript as partial. NCBI's taxonomy places the organism in Eukaryota, Metazoa, Arthropoda, Insecta, Coleoptera, Brentidae. The transcript has 4 exons. The record is from RefSeq and is a predicted model, not a curated record. Gene Ontology annotation, cellular component: plasma membrane. Gene Ontology annotation, biological process: iron ion transport. Gene Ontology annotation, molecular function: copper ion binding; oxidoreductase activity.